Cherax quadricarinatus is the source of this 1915-nucleotide messenger RNA. RefSeq names its product RNA polymerase II-associated protein 3. The record is from RefSeq and is a predicted model, not a curated record. NCBI's taxonomy places the organism in Eukaryota, Metazoa, Arthropoda, Malacostraca, Decapoda, Parastacidae. Gene Ontology annotation, cellular component: protein folding chaperone complex. Gene Ontology annotation, molecular function: protein binding.
UGGAAGUCUUUGGUGGCCCUUAAUAACCCACCAUCAACAAGACGAGUUUUCUAGAGGCGACGUAACUAUGGACACCACACACAACUCCUCUUUAAUGAUGCAGCGAAACAUAAAGGAAAAUUCAGAGGCUCUUAAGGACUUCCUGGAAGGUCUGAACGACUGGGAACGAGAGAUGAAGGUUGUAGACGAGAAGCUGUGUAACCAGGCGAGGGAGGACUGUCACUCUCCUGAGACCUGUCAUCCUGUGCGGUGCAAGAAGACGUUAGAAAUUUCCUCAGGCAAAGAAACCACUGGAACCAUGCCUAGCAAUAACAGAAAAACAAAAGAUGAAGGGAAAAAUAUAGAAAAACCUAAAAAAAUAUCAACAUGUGACUAUGCUGCCUGGGAAAAAUUUGAUGUGGACACAGCACUGGCAUCUUCCUCUGAAGAGGAAGAGGAAAUAGAGAGGCAAUCGGAUAAAAAACACAUGGAAACCAAGUACCCUAAAACCAAUAAGAAGGAACGAGCCCUGGCACUGAAGGAAGCGGGAAACAAGUUCUACAGUAGUGGGCAGCUGGAUAAUGCAAUAGCCAAGUACACUCAAGGGAUGGCUCUCGACCCCACCAAUGCUGUGCUUCCAGCAAACAGAGCUAUGGCAUAUAUCAAAUUAAAGAAAUACACAGCUGCAGAAGCAGAUUGCAAUAAGUGUUUGAAACUUGAUGCUGGUUAUAUAAAGGCCUAUUUGCGAAGAGCAACAUCACGAGUUAACCUAGGGAAGAAAGAAUUGGCUAUCAAAGACUACCAAAAGGUCUUAGAGUUAGAGCCAUGGAAUAAAGAAGCCAAAAAGGAGCUAGAAAAUUUACAGUGUGCAGCUGAUGUGAAAUGUGAGAGAACAGAAAUGUCAGUAAAAUAUGACUGCAAAAUAAAAGCUAAACAAGAAAGUACAGUAAGCAAACAACCUCUCAUGAAUGAAUCACAAAAACAGGAAACAAAUAAUGUCAUGCAUCAGAAUCAAAAGGAUAACGUAUGUGGUAAUACAACAAAUUUAGAUAACGAUAAAAAGAAACAGGGUGGUAAGAAAUUGCAAAUUGUUGAAGUCAAUAGCAAAGAAUGUAAUUCAGUAAAUGUAUUGGAUCCAGAUGGUGUUCUUCCUAUAGAAAAGCCUCCACACCUCAGAUCAUUGAAACCCCUGAAGAAAAUCCCAGUGGUUGAUAUAGCCACAAAAGCGAGCAUCCUGGAAUGCCCAUUGUUGUUGGAAGUAGAAGGGACUACUGUCAAGAAACAUCCAGUUCCAUCUGUGGCAGAGCACAGAGUGCCCUCUAUGGCAGAGAAGGACACAAGUGACAAGAAAGAGUAUGAUGCAGUAGGCACCUUGCAAGAAGACCCAGGCAGAGCUACACUACAGUCUCAGCCUGAAAAUAAAUCACAAGCAAGUGUAUCAUUACCAUCUGCACCUAGGACUUCACAUCAGUUUACAGAGGACUGGAAUAAACUGUCUCAUCAGGUCUCUCAGGCUAUUAAAUACUUAAAGAUCAUUCAGCCUAAGUUCUUCACCAGUGCAGAUUUAGAUGCUGAUACCCUGAUUAGUGUAAUAUCAACCCUUAGGACUGAAGAGAUAUCACCUCUACAAGCAGCUCAAUAUAUACUUGCAUUCUCUCAAUCAAGUGGAUUUUCAGUUAAUAUCAUGUUCUUGAAUGAGAGUCAGAAAAAAGUCAUAUAUGAUGUGAUAUCGAAGUGUGAGGAAGAAGAAUCUUACAACACACAAAUCAGGAACCUGAAGAACUUGCUAGACAAUGAAUCAUAAUUCUUCACAUUGGAUCUUACGAACCUUCAGUGGUUAUUUAAUUUUCUGAAUAUUUCCCUAUAAUGUUCUUUAUUAUGGGUACAUAAGUUAAAUUUCUUUUUGUAAUAUUUUUUCAGUAAAUUUAAAAUUGUA